Messenger RNA from Oldenlandia corymbosa var. corymbosa, 675 nucleotides. The record is from the annotation of a GenBank genome assembly. NCBI's taxonomy places the organism in Eukaryota, Viridiplantae, Streptophyta, Magnoliopsida, Gentianales, Rubiaceae.
AUGGAAGGACGCUUGGAAAAUUCGAAAUUUUUAUCACUUGAAGAAGAACAAGACCGCAUGGUCUCCGCCCUGAAGCACAUUCUCAGCGGAAGUGAUAACGAAGGUGGAACUGACAGCGCGGCCACCGCGUCAUCAUCGGCCCCAAUAUCGACGGGAUUGCCGGAUUUCAACACUAAGGAACCAUUAAUGAAGCGGAAGAAGAAUAAAAAGAAGAAGAAGAAGAAGAAGAGCGGGAAAAUGUACAGGGGAGUUCGAGAAAGGCAAAGCAGCUCACAGGGGACAAGAUGGGUGGCGGAAAUAUGGGAUCCAAAUCGAGGGAAGCGUCAAUGGCUGGGCACGUUCUCCACGGCGGAGGAAGCGGCCAGAAGUUUUGAUCGGAAACACAUUGAGUACAGAGGAGAUGAUGCAUUCCCUUACACCAAUUACCCUUUGGAAGAUUACCCUGAAGAGUUGCUCAGGGCUCGCCAACGCAUUAAGAAUAUUCAUCCUAAUCCUGAAAAUGCCGAUCCGGGACCGUCGCAGCAACACAUAUCUGAAAGUGAGAAUGCUGCACCAACGGAUUCUGGAGGAAUGAUAAGUACUAUGGAGGACGUGGAUACAGUGGACCCGUAUGGACUUGUUGAUGAUGACACACUUGCUGAGUUAUUGGAUUUGGUUUCUCUGUUCGAUCACUGA